CUUAAACUCGUAGAUUGUGCCAACGGGCGGGCCCGCGCAGCAAACACUAGUUGCUGGUUAAGCGCAGCGUGGGCCCUGACACUCGGCAGAUUUCCUUCUUCGACUUAUUCGACGCCCGCUAACGUUUCUAAAUAUUUACUCACUUUCUUAAGCAGCAAGAAUGGGUGCGGAAGGGAUGACGUGCUCAACGCAGCGACAGGUUGGGGUUUUGCUGCUGGCUGCGCUUGCCUGUUGUCUAGGCAGCGCCAGGGCAGAUGUCUACAUUAUGACGCCCAGCUACGCGUUGGACCCCCUGCCCGACAUUCCUGCGGACUUCGGCCCCGAUAUCCCAGAUGAGGGGAUUGACGGGUUCUUAAGGUCCGCGGACCCCGAGGAUGCGUGCACGCCGCUGACGUUUGAGGACUUCGACACGCCGUGGAUUGCCCUGAUUGCGCGGCAGCAGCAACCGCACGCGACCAACUGUACCUUUGACGUCAAGGUGAUGAACGCUCAGGCGGCGGGCGCGCUUGCUGCCAUUGUGUACGAUGACGUGUACGAGAGCCUCAUCAUCAUGUCCAAGCCCAAGGGCCACCCGGACCCGCUGAUCCCGGCGGUGUUUGUGUCCCAGAAGGCCGGCAUCAUCAUGCGCAAGCUCAUGACGUUGGACGUCAUCCGCGUGCGCAUCACGCCGCUGAGCAACGUGGCCUGGCUGUCCAUGCUCAUGAGCGCCUUCCUGGGGUUGCUGGCGCUGGGGGUCGUGCUGGCCACGUUCUACGUCAUGCGCUCAUGGAGCAUGUGGAUCACGGGUAUGCAUCAUCGGGGUAUGGCCACCAACGGCGUGCCGGCCGGCCCCGGCGGCCAGCACCCAGGCGCCGCGCCGCGGCCGCCUCAGCAGCAGGACCACGGGCUGCCGCCGGACGCGCUGCGGCAGCUGCCCGUCAUCGUGUACGAGCCGCCAGCCUCCAAGGCGCGCACCUCGGCGACCCCCUCGGGCGAGCCCAGCCUCGCGGCCUCGCGCUCCGCCUCGCUGCGUCCCAGCGGCUGCUGGGGCCCGGGUGGCGCCCUCGAGGAGGAGGAGGACGAGCUGGAGGAGCAGGUGCAGGCGCAGGCGCGAGACGGUGUGAGGGCUGCGUUGAUGGGCUCGGCGGCCGAGGCGCGGGCUGCGCGGCGGGGCAGGGACCUGGAGCAGGGCUGCGGGGAGGGAGCUGGCGCCUGCUGGGAGGAAGAGCAGGAGGUCAUGGAGCAGGAGCAGGAAGAAGAGGAGGACCGGGCCUCUCGCAGUAGCAGCGACAGCGGUCAAUGCGGCGCGUUGGCAGCGGCGGUCAGCGGCAUGCGCACGCCGCGGCCGCCGGGCGCGCACGCGGGCGAGACGAAGCGCACGUGCGCCAUCUGCCUUGAGAACUACGAGGAGGGCGAGAAGAUCCGCGUGCUGCCCUGCGCGCACCGCUUCCACAUGACCUGUGUGGACCAGUGGCUGGGCAACCGCCGCUUCUGCCCCGUGUGCAAGCAUGACGCCUCGCUGCCGCUGCCGCAGUCGCAGCUGCCCGCCGGCGCGGCAGGCAGCAGCAGCGCCAACGGCGCCGGUGGGCAGCGCGGCGGCGCCGGUGGCGGUCAGGUGCUGAACGGCUGGACGCUGCUGAUGCAGGGCUUCAUGGAGCUCAUGCGCCCGCCCCGGUUCCCCGUGCGCAUCCUGCAGCAGGUGGAAGCCGUGCAGGCGCAAGCACAGCGCCAGGCCUCAGGCGCGCCGGCGGGUGGAGGCCAGCCCCAGCCGCCGCCGCAGCAACAGCAGCAGCAACGCGGUCGCCGCGGGCGGCAGCAGAGGCGUGACCGCACCGAGCUGCAGGAGCCGUUGCUGCUGCGCGGGCACCAAGUCGAGCAGCUGGCCGACAUUGAGGCGCCGCGGCCGCAGCCAGCCACAUCUGCUGGCGCAGCUGCUGUCGCCACCGCCGCCAGCGGUCAGGGGCCCAUCAACAUACCCACGCCGCCUGCGGGUGCGGCGGCGCACGGCGGCACUGGGGCUGGCGCUGCAGGGGCCGCGCCGCGCGCUGCGAGCCGUGCCGGCCCAGCGGCGCGUGUGCGGGCUGUGCUAGCGGGGCUGUUGGGCCAGACUGCACAGGCGGAGCCGGCAGUGCCUGGCGCAGCGCCGCAGCCGCAAUUCCCUUCGACACUGUGAUAGGCACAAAGGCUGUUGCGGCGCUGGCGUUGACAUGUCCCCAUGCUUGACCGCGUCCUCAAACACCCCCUGCAUAGGCGGAGGAAUGUGUAUAGUGCAUUUUGCUACACGUUUGCAGGCUUUCUGUUCUCCUGUGUGUCUGUGUCUUCAUUCUGUACAGUAGGGACAAAGACGGUUUGGAGACGGCUGGAUUUCCAGGCCGACUACGUCUGCCCUGGGGCUGCCUUGAAGGACGUCAGCGCUAGAACGCGCGCUGACUAUAUCUCAGAUCCAUCAAUCGUGUGCAGCCGCGGUUUGCGGGAAAGCGAUCUGCUGUGGACUUGGAUGCAGGCUGUUGUGUUUAGGGGCAUCACGUAUUCGUAGGUAUUCGGGAAGGGUCAUUGUCGCCUGUUGUCGCAGCCGCAGGGGGAGUAGUGGACGGCGAUGGAAUUGUUGUCUCGGCGGGCUCCAGUGUGUGGUGUCUGAAGUAUUGCAAUUGUUGCGUGGUAGACGACCGAUAGAUGACUGUCGUAUGUGUUCCGGUGACAAGCGCCUGCUGGAUUCGCCGUGGUUGACGGAACAGACGAAUCCAAUGGUGCAGUGCGGUGCGCUGGGUUGCCCAAAUUGCACCCGUGCUGUCCUUCGCGUGUAUCGUGUUUGCAUGAGCCAAACACCGCCGCAACUAGCCUCGCAACACACCCGCUACGCAUAGAACGUUAGUACGCAAUCAUACGUCAACGAAAUCAACUACUCCGUCCGCAUCGCAC
Chlamydomonas reinhardtii is the source of this 2898-nucleotide messenger RNA. RefSeq lists its product as uncharacterized. Bases 266 to 2152 code for a protein of 628 amino acids. The record is from RefSeq and is a predicted model, not a curated record. NCBI's taxonomy places the organism in Eukaryota, Viridiplantae, Chlorophyta, Chlorophyceae, Chlamydomonadales, Chlamydomonadaceae. The transcript is spliced from 11 exons.